AUGAUUAAAAUUGAUUUUGAAUAUCAAGCCAAGCAAAUAAACAACUGGUAUGACAACGAAACAUUUCUUAAUCAUAGAAGCCUUGCCGAAUUAUGCCAAAUCUUUGAUUAUUGUUUCUUCUCUACAAAUCAAUUUAUGGAAACGUUUUCCUUUUUAAGAAAAAAGUAUAAAAUUUCUGAAUUACUUUUACUUUCACAACAUGCGAAGAUAAAUUACUUUGAAAAUUCAGAUUCUGCAUUUGAAAUCUUAGAAUUUCUUUCAAUAAUAUUAAACAAUAGAAUAAUUUCAGAUGCAGCAAAGUUUUUACAGCGACAAAAAUCUCAGACAAAUCAAAAUUUAAUUUUGAAUUAUCAAAAAAAGCCAGAGAAUCUCGAUUUAUUUUACGGCAUAUUACUAAAAGCAGCAAAUGAAAAAGAUUUCGAAUCAAUCAGAUUAAUGUCUGAAUUAGGAUUUUUUAAAUUAGAAGGUAAAAAUGGAAAGAAUCUUAUUCAGUAUACAAUUGAGAACCAAAAUAUAGAUGCAUUAAAAUACAUUUGUUCAUGUCCAAAUGUUAAUAUCAAUGAAAUUUAUAUUGAUAAAUUCACAGCAAUUCAAUACGCAUGUUUUAUUGACAAAUUUGAUGUUGUUAAGCUUCUUUGCAAUCUUCCAACUAUUGACAUUAAUAUGAAAUAUGCAAAUGGAAUGACGAUACUCCAUUUUGCCACUGAAAAUGAAAAUAUUGAUAUCCUUGGAUCUAUUUGUUCAGCCCCAAAUAUUGAUCUGAAUUUACAAGACGAUUAUGGAAGAACUGCCCUUCAUUACUCAAUUGAAAAUCAAAAUGUCAAAGCAUCUAUAUAUCUUUCAAAUUUCAGUAAUAUUGAUAUAAAUGCCAAAGAUAAUUAUGGAAGAACUGCUCUUCAUUAUUCAAUCGAUCAUGAUUGCUCUAAAAUUUUUAAAUCUAUUUUAUACAAUCCUAAUAUUGAUAUUAAUAUUGUUGAUCAUUCAAAAAUGGCACCAAUUCAUUUGGCUGCAUUACACAACAAUGAAAAAUUUAUUAAAAUUCUUUGCGCAUCUCCAAAUAUUAUAGUUAAUUCGAAAGAUUCUGGCGGGGAAAACACCUCUUCAUUAUGCAGCUCAGAAUAG
Messenger RNA from Trichomonas vaginalis G3, 1122 nucleotides. RefSeq names its product protein ubiquitination. Bases 1 to 1122 code for a protein of 373 amino acids. The transcript has a single exon. NCBI's taxonomy places the organism in Eukaryota, Parabasalia, Trichomonadida, Trichomonadidae. The record is from RefSeq and is a predicted model, not a curated record. Gene Ontology annotation, molecular function: protein binding.